This is a messenger RNA of Gadus morhua (Atlantic cod), 5233 nucleotides long. RefSeq names its product laminin, beta 2-like (gene lamb2l). The record is from RefSeq and is a predicted model, not a curated record. NCBI's taxonomy places the organism in Eukaryota, Metazoa, Chordata, Actinopteri, Gadiformes, Gadidae. Gene Ontology annotation, biological process: tissue development; animal organ morphogenesis.
CAUGCAUGCGGAAACACACACAGACACGCACACAUGUUUCCCGGGCAGGGCUAGUUGAACACACACUCUGCUCACACUGACAUUUGUGUCGCACAACAUCCGUCACACACAGAACACCAAAAGAAGCAGGCAAAUGUACAGAUUGGUGAGGUGGAGCGCAUGUGAGAGAGGAAGAUGGUGCACGAGAGAGAGUGCACGAGAACGGUUUUCUAACCUCCGCUGUCACCGCACGGCGUCGGCAGAUCCAGGCAUCUCCAAGAUGGCCGCCCUGACGCUGGCCUUCAGCCUGCUGCUAUUGGUGCACGUGUCGUCGGGGGAGGAGCUUCCGUCUUCAGCACACGUCUGCACGGGGGGCAGCUGUUACCCGGCAACCGGGAACCUUCUGAUUGGACGGGCCGUCAACCUGACAGCCACCUCCACCUGCGGUUUGGACGGAACCGAGAACUACUGCAUCGUCAGCCACCUGCAGGAGUCAGACAAGUGCUUCCAGUGUACCUCCCAGCGUGGCCCCGAUGGCGCCCAGUCGCGGACCAGCCACGGCGUGGAGAACGUGAUCUACCUGAAGGACCGCCACGGGGAGCUCACCUGGUGGCAGUCGGUCAACGGGCUGGAGAGCGUCAGCCUCCGGCUGAACCUGGAGGCCGAGUUCCACUUCACUCACCUCAUCAUGAAGUUCAAGACCUUCCGGCCGGCGGCCAUGCUGAUCGAGCGCUCUUCGGACUUCGGGCGGUCGUGGCGACCCUACCGGUACUUCGCCUACAACUGCACCAAGACCUUCCCCGCGGUGCCGGCCAAUGGGCUGCUCCGGAUCAACGACGUCGUCUGUGAGGACCGCUACUCCGACAUCGAGCCGUCAACGGAGGGAGAGGUGAUCUACAAAGUGUUGGAUCCCGCGAUCCACGUCAAGGACCCCUACAGCCUGGAGAUCCAAGAGCUCCUGCGCAUCACCAACCUGCGGAUCAACCUGACCAAGCUGCACACGCUGGGGGACAACCUGCUGGACCGCCGGCCCGACGUGCUGCAGAAGUACUACUACGCCCUGUACGAGCUGGUGGUCCGAGGCAGCUGCUUCUGCUACGGACACGCCUCCGAGUGCGCCCCCGUGCCCGGCGUGGACACCAGGGAGCACGGCAUGAUCCACGGCCGCUGCGUGUGCAAACACAACACAGAGGGUCUGAACUGCGAACGGUGCCGACACUUCCACAAUGACCUCCCCUGGAGCCCGGCGGAAUCGCAGAACCCACACACCUGCAGAGAGUGUGAGUGCAACGGUCACUCCAGCCAGUGCCACUUCGACAUGGCCGUGUUCCUGGCCACGGGGAACGUGAGCGGGGGGGUGUGUGACGGCUGCCUCCACAACACCAUGGGCCGCAGCUGUGACCUGUGUGAGCCCUUCUACUACAGAGACCCCCGCAGGGACGUCAGGGACCCCCAGGUCUGCACCGUGUGUGACUGCGACCCGGUGGGCUCCCUGGAGGGGGGCGUGUGCGACGGACACAGCGACCUGGACGCCGGGAUGAUCGCGGGGCAGUGCCGCUGCAAGGCCAACGUGAAGGGGACGCGCUGCGACGACUGCAAGGAGGGCUACUACGGCCUGAGCCAGGAGGACCCCCUGGGCUGCCAGCCGUGUAACUGCGACCCGCGGGGGAUCAUCAGGGUGGGCGCGCCGUGCGACCAGAUCAGCGGAGACUGCUCCUGUAAACGAUACGUCACGGGACGCCACUGUGACCAGUGUCUGGCAGAGUACUGGGGUCUGAGUAAUGACCUGGCCGGCUGUAGGUCAUGUGACUGUGACUUUGGAGGAGCCUUCACCAACAGGUGCAUGGUGGAGAACGGCCAGUGUGACUGCAGGAGGCACCUGAUUGGCCGGCAGUGCUCCGAGGUGCAGCCGGGGUACUUCUGCGCUCCGCUCGACUUCUCCAAAUACGAGGCUGAGGGCUCGGACGUCACAGGCCACGCCCCUGAUGACUCAACGCUGCCGGGUAAGGCGAGGCCCCAGGCGGAGGUGGACUGCGUGGAGCAUCUCAACAACCAGCUGCAGCGCCACCGCCGCCACCGCCGCAUGGCCACCGCCAAGCAGCAGAGGGCAGCGCUGAGGCGCAUCCGCCAGCUGCAGCAGACGCCUGACGUGCUGGAGGUGCAUCGGGUGCGCAGCCCGGGGUCACAUGAUCACCUGGACGGGCCCUGGCUUCAGGCGGGUCAAAGAUGGCGCCGUCUGGUGUUCACCGUGGACGACGUGCCGCACGCCAUGGAGUACGACAUCAUGAUUCCGCUACGAACCCGAGGUCAGCGCCGGCCUGACGCGUACGUCCAGAUGCCACGGGCGUUCUGCUUUGAACCGGCCAAUCGCUACACGAUCGCGAUGCGAUUCCAGCGCCACGGAGUCUCCCACCGCCACCUCACCGCCUUCAUCCUCGUAGACUCGUUGGUCCUCAUCCCCAAGUACAUGGAGCUCCCCGGUUUCCAAGGCAACGGGAUGGAGGCGAAGCAGCGGCGGCAGCAGAUGAUCGACUACAUGUGUGUGGACUCCUUCAUGAUCACGCCCACCCCAGCCCUCGCCGAGAUGUGCUCCAAACUCAUCUGCAGCAUCUCCGCAAUCAUCCACGGCGGAGCGCUAGCCUGUCAGUGUGACCCCCAGGGUUCGGUCAGCGCAGACUGUGAGAAGGUCGGAGGUCAGUGCCUCUGCAAACCCAACGUGAUUGGCCGACGCUGCGACCAAUGCGCUCCGGGGACCUACGGCUUCGGACAGCAGGGGUGCUCCGCCUGCGACUGCCACUCCCAGGGCGCGGACAGCUCCCGCUGCGACCCGGCCACGGGCCAGUGCGUGUGCCGGCCGGGGGCGACCGGGCGACAGUGCUCGGACUGCCAGGCGGGCCACUGGGGCUUCCCCGCCUGCAGCCCCUGCCAGUGCAACGGGCACGCCGACGCCUGCCACGCCCACACCGGGGAGUGCCUGCGCUGCCAGGACCACACUGACGGGCACUUCUGCGAACGGUACGGUGUGAGGGGGGGGUACUUCGGGACCCCGGUCCUGGGUUCAGGGGAGCGUUGUCGGCCCUGCCCGUGUCCCGGCGCCCCCGGCAGCGGGCACUUCCACGCCCACAGCUGCCUCGCCGACCACGCCUCCAACCACAUCCUCUGCAGCUGCCUGCCCGGAUACACCGGUACGAGCUGCGACGUCUGCGCUCCCGGUUACUACGGCGACCCGGAGCGCCCGGGGGGGGCGUGCCGCCCGUGCGAGUGCAGCGGGAACAUCGACCCGCUGGACCCCGGGUCAUGUGACCCGCGCACCGGCCAAUGCCUGAGGUGCCUGGGCAACACAGACGGGCCUGCCUGCAGCCGCUGCCAGCAGGGUUACUACGGCAACGCCCUGAGCCAGGACUGCCGACGCUGUACGUGUGUGACGGCCGGCACCCUGGAGAGCCACUGCGACGGCGGGGUGUGCCGGUGCGACGGCGUGACGGGCGCGUGCCCCUGCAGGGAGCACGUGGUGGGCCACAGCUGUGACCAGUGCGCCCCCAACCACUGGAACUAUGGCCGGGGGGCCGGCUGCGAGGCCUGCGGCUGCCAGCCCACGCACGCCCUGGGCCCGCACUGCAACAUGUUUACAGGCCAGUGUCAGUGCCGUCAGGGCUUCGGGGGCCGGCAGUGUACGGAGUGUGAGGAGCUCUACUGGGGAGACCCCCAGAAACAUUGCAAAGAAUGCAACUGCGACCCGCAGGGCUCGGACACGCCGCAGUGCGACUGGCAGACCGGGGCGUGUGCGUGCCGAGAGGGCGUGUCCGGCCAGCACUGCAACAGCUGUUCCCGCGGCUACACGGGCGUGUUCCCACGCUGCGAGCCGUGCCACGCCUGCUUCGUCCAGUGGGACGGCGAGCUCCAGAAGAUCAAGAAGCACCUGGAGGAGAUCCGGCACCGCGUGGCCGAGAUCCUGAAGAACGGCGGGCCCCCAGGGGGCAGCGACGAGCGCGUCCGCCAACUGGAGGCGAAGCUGAAGCAGGUGCAGGAUCUGAUUGGUCGAGGAGGAGCGGACAGCGACCGGGUCCAAGAGCUGAUUGGGCAGAGAAUCGAUGACCUCAGGGCGGAGGUGGCGCUGACCGACGGGCGUCUGAUGGGCGUGGUCCGGGACCUGAACUCCACGGCGGUGUUGGAUGCGGGGCUGCGGCUGACCCUUGAGGGCCUGGAGCGGGACCUCAGCGAGGUCAACGCCACGCUGAACGCCAAGCGCCAGGACGUUGUCGACAUCCUGCCCGGAGGCUUCACAGAUCAGUUUGAGAAGGUGAAGCAGGCCUCCCGGGAGUCCACGGAGGCGGAGCAGCGGUGCGACGCCUCCGUGUCCGGCCCCUCCAGCCCGGUCGCUCAGUCCAGGGACACCCGGGAGCGGACCCAAGACCUGCUGGACGCCCGGAAGGACAGCUUCCUCCGGUCCAUGGCCGCCCAGAACAAGAGCCUGGAGCAGCUUCAGCCCAAAGCCCACGACCUGGACAAGAAGAUCCACCACCUCAGCCACAAGGUGUGCGGGGGUCAUCGCCUCGGCGACGCCGACGGCCACUGCCCGGACAGCCCCUGCGGCGGGGCGGGUUGCCGUGACGCCGACGGCGAGCGCGUGUGCGGGGGGGCGGGAUGCAACGGGACGGCGAGCAGCUCCGUGGCGGCUCUGCGGCUGGCCAAAGAAGCGGCGGCGAGCAUCGACAAGGCCAGCGACGACCUGCAGGCCGUCGCACGCAAGCUCCAGGACAUCGCCUCCCUGACCCAGGACGUGAAGAACCAGGCUAAAACCACGCUGGACAAGGCCCAGAAGAAGAAGGCCCAGUUCGACCGGUCCAACAAGGAGCUGAAGGACUUCAUCAAGAAGAUCAAGGACUUCCUCACUGAGGAGGGUGCUGACCCGGAGAGCAUCGAGAAGGUGGCGCUUCAGGUCCUGUCCAUCACGCUGCCCCUGAACCAGACGGGUCUGGACCGGAUCCUUGGGGAGAUAAAGGAGAGCCUGACCCACCUGUCUGCCAUCCAGGGGGUCUUCAACCACAGCCGGGAGGACAUCGCCCUGGCCAAGGACCUGCUGGAGCGCAGCAAGACCGCCAAGGAGCGGGCGGUUGGGGUGAAGGAUAAGGUCGACCUCACCAAGAAGGCGCUGGACGUUUCCCAGAAGGCCAUAGGGCAGGCGGAGGGCGCCCUGCGAGAAGCACUGGAAAACCUGAACAAAACCCGCAACGCCACGGCAACGGUACGAGAG